Molecule: messenger RNA, 1470 nt
Organism: Solanum pennellii
Lineage: Eukaryota; Viridiplantae; Streptophyta; Magnoliopsida; Solanales; Solanaceae
Product: expansin-A13-like
Exons: 2
Coding region: 269-1063 (264 amino acids)
Biological process (GO): plant-type cell wall organization
Cellular component (GO): extracellular region
Source: RefSeq, a predicted model, not a curated record
UAAAUAGUUUGAGACAAAUUUGUAUAAUGGUUCAAUUUAAAAAGAGAGAGAAAAAGGGGCGCCGACAAAGCCCAAUUGGCAAAGUUCAAAAAAGCAGUGAAGAAACAUGACCAUCCAUGGCAAUAUCUCUGCAAAAAGUGACAAACUUUCCCUUUUCUCAUAAUUCCCUGCAUAGUGAAACAACUCAUCAGAUUCAAGAGUUUAAGCAAAGCAACAAUUUUUCAUCUCUUUGAUAGUGAAGAAGAACAUAUACACUCCAUUUGUAAGUAUGCUACUACUGUCACUUUUAGUAGCAUUCGCACUCUUUUCUCCAACCCCAUUUGUCCAUUCUCACUACAACUGGUCACCUUCUUCUUCCUCCACCUCCAAUUUUCAGUCCGAGUGGCGUCCUGCACGCGCCACCUAUUACGCCGCCGCGGACCCACGUGACGUUGUGGGUGGCGCCUGUGGAUAUGGGGAUUUGGAGAGAAAUGGGUAUGGAAAAGCUACAGCUGGGUUAAGUACUGUGCUUUUUGACAAGGGUCAGAUCUGUGGUGCUUGUUAUGAAGUGAGGUGUGUGGAGGAUCUGCGGUGGUGCAUUCCGGGUACUUCUAUAAUUGUUACAGCCACUAAUUUUUGUGCACCAAAUUAUGGGUUUGAUCUAGAUGGUGGUGGUCACUGUAAUCCACCUAAUGCCCAUUUUGUGCUACCCAUUGAGGCUUUUGAGAAGAUUGCCAUUUGGAAAGCUUCUAAUAUGCCCAUUCAAUACCGCAGGAUAAAGUGCAGAAAGGAAGGUGGAGUUCGAUUCACUCUUGGUGGCUCUGGUAUAUUCUUGUCAGUUCUAAUCAGUAAUGUUGCAGGUUCGGGUGAUAUAGUGGCAGUAAAAGUUAAGGGUUCAAGAACAGGCUGGCUUCCUAUGGGUAGGAACUGGGGCCAAAACUGGCACAUUAAUGCUGACUUAAAGAAUCAGCCGCUUUCUUUUGAGAUGACUAGUGGUGAUGGGGCCACCUUAACAUCUUACAAUGUAGCUCCCAAGAAUUGGAAUUUUGGUCAGACCUUUGAAGGCAAGCAGUUUGGGUCUUAGACUCAUGCCAAAAUUGUAUCUAUUGCUCAUCUUUUGUUUUGGAUUGCUCAAGAUUGGCUAGCAAUGUUGGGACAUUUUUGUUCGAGUUCAUGUUGGACAAGUGACCACCUGAUUUAGUUGUUGCAGAGCAAAGCUUUGCGAUUGUGCUGUAUGUUGUUGUUCACUCAAUCCUUGUGAACUUGAAUGUAACCAGAGAAGAAACUUGCCACUUGCAAGGCAAUUUUAUCAAGCAAUUGUUUUGCCAGUCAAAUGUUGCAGAACCUGAAUCAAAGUUGUUAGAACUGUUGAUUUGUAGAUUAAGAAUGUUCCUUUUUGAAUCUGAUGAAAUUUAUGAACUCAUCAAAAGGAGACAAAUAUUUCCUUGUUAUUGUAGAUUUUUUUGUCAAACGAUCAAAACAUUAUCCUUA